Saccostrea cuccullata (small rock oyster) is the source of this 2945-nucleotide messenger RNA. RefSeq names its product protein EFR3 homolog B-like. Gene Ontology annotation, cellular component: plasma membrane. NCBI's taxonomy places the organism in Eukaryota, Metazoa, Mollusca, Bivalvia, Ostreida, Ostreidae. The transcript has 26 exons. The record is from RefSeq and is a predicted model, not a curated record. The coding region runs from base 116 to 2548 and encodes 810 amino acids. Gene Ontology annotation, biological process: protein localization to plasma membrane.
CUCUGUUUCAAGAUGGAGGAUAUUCGGAUAUUCCACUUUCUGAGACCGUAAAAAAUGUUAAUUUUUGCAAAAAAUUAAAGUAACAUUUUACAAAAAUCUCCAAAAACAAUAAACAAUGCCAGGUUGCUGUGGAUGUUGGGAGGUCCUUAGACCACCAAGGUACAAGCGAUUGGUUGACAGCAUCUUUCCUGCUAACCCACAGGAUGGUUUGGUGAAGAACAAUAUGGACAAAUUAAUAUUCUAUGCCAUGACUACAUCUGAAAAGUUGGACAGGAUUGGAAUGUAUCUGGAACAGAAACUUAGUAGAAGCAUCAGCAGGCAUAGGAUUGGGUUUGUUUUUGUGGCCAUGGAUGCCCUGGACCAGCUGCUGGUGGCUUGUCAUGCCCACUCCCUGAAUCUGUUUGUGGAGAGUUUUCUGAAGAUGGUACAGAAAUUGUUAGAAUGUGAGGAGCCUGAGCUUCAAAUCCUAGCCACCCAAUCAUUUAUAAAGUUUGCUAACAUUGAAGAAGAUACUCCAUCUUAUCACAGAAGAUAUGACUUCUUUGUGUCCAAGUUCAGUGCCAUGAGCCACAAUAAUAACCGAGAUGAAACCAUCAGGGCAAAGUUCAGAGGUGCUGGACUUCUGGGUUUACAGGGAGUGGUCAGAAAGACGGUCAGUGAUGACCUACAGGUCAAUAUCUGGGACCCUGUACACAUGGACAAAAUUGUUCCCUCUCUCCUGUACAACAUGCAUACACCUGAGUUUAUGUCGGUAAACUUGGAAAGCCCAAGAGAUGAAGAACAUCCAACUUACAUUGCUGAAAUGGUGUUCAGAGAUCUGGUAUGCAGGGCUUCCUAUGGAAAUGUCAAAUCUGUCCUCCAGCCUGUACUACGACAUAUCGACAAUCAUGGACUCUGGGUGCCAAACGAUUUUGCUGUGAAGUGUUUCAAGAUAAUAAUGUACUCUGUACAGAUACAGCGUGAACAACAGUAUGGUUACCUAGUUAUCCAGAUGUUGAUGUCACACCUUGACACACAUACCAAUAGUGACCCCGGCAUCAAGGCCAGCAUUAUAGAGGUUCUGUAUGAAUCUGUUCUCAUCUCUGCUGGAGGAUCUAUAGGGCCUUCUGUGUUAGAUGUAUUUAAUACUCUUCUGAGACAUCUGAAGACAUCUGUGGACAAUAAAAGUUCUGACAGCAAGAAAAGGGCAAUGGAGGAAAAGUUUGAAGAGGCCAUCAUUAGUACCAUAGGUGAAUUUGCCAACAAUUUGCCAGAUUACCAGAAAAUAGAAAUAAUGAUGUUUAUUAUGGGGAAAUUUCCACAGUUUGGUCAAAAUGAUGAGAUGGGAUCUUCUGUGGACAACUACCUACAAACCAUGCUCCUUAAAACUUUACUUAAGGUUGCCACUAAAUACAAGACUGUGAUAAUGAACAAUGCAUUUCCUCCCGAGUUUCUUCAGCCAUUACUUAGAAUCUCACUGUUAGAGGAGCCAGGAUUACGCGUUGUAGUGCAGGAGAUAUUACACACACUGUUAGACAGACACGAUAACGCCAAGAAACUUAGAAAUGUGUGUAUUCCUAAAGAUGUUGUCGCAGAGCUGGACUUGACUGUGGAAAAAGUUCCAAGGCAAGACAGUCUAUUCAUGAAGAAGAAUGGAAUACAGUUUUAUUGGCAUAUCUUAGAGAAUUUACAGAUGGAAUCCAACAGAGUGGCUAACUUUGAAGCCAUUUACUGCACAAUGUGCCUCAUAUCUAUUGAGAUGGGUGGAGAUGACAUUCUAGUAGAGCUUAUAAGAUUAGCUCUUGAUAUCCAGCAAACGACCCUGGAAUCCAGUCUGCCCAGUACUCACAAAUGUUGUAACCAUGCUAUCGUGGCUGCCUACCUCAACCUGGUGGCACACAUCACCAACAUGUCACCACUGGUACAGUACCUGUCUGAUCUGGUAGAGGUGAGAAAGAAGGAGGCCAGCCACCUACUCCCAGAGUUUGCUUUCAACAGAGCAAACAGACCCACAAGAGAUGAAGAAGCUGACUAUCCACAGAAUGAUAAGGUAGAAGACAGAUGGUUGUUGGAUCAGACAACAUUACAGGAAAUCCUGACGGAUUGCGGUCAUGACGCCUCCCGUCUUAGUUCCCCCCUCGCUCUCAGACCACACAGCUCCAUGGGUGCCGUGAUUCAUGAUACCGUUCGUCGAGACUCAGCUAUGGCCAGCAGUAUAAGUGACCUAGGUUCCAUUAACAUAGAACUCGAUAGCCUUGAGAACUCACCAUUGUUAGCUCGAAAAAAGGUUGAAGAGAUAACAGUAGAAUCAUUAAAGAAGAUGUUAGCUGAAGACCCAUCUCAGAAGCGGGAAGAAGAAGCCAAGAAAAGACAGGAAAUAUUUGAAACAUUCCAGAACGCACCUUUUGAGGAAAUUAUAGCCAGAGCUGAAGCUAAGUCAAAUCACUUCCAUGAAAAGCUGUACGAGAUUUUAGAGAUGACUCCACCAGAAAGUCCAGACCACGCGAAGGGAAACCAGAAUGCUGUGCCUGUGUUUGAAAUGCAGUUCCCUAGUCUCUACGUUUACUAAUUCACUUCUUUCAAAAAUGUCUUUUUUAUAUAAAUGAACUUACACAGCAUUAUUUAUUUAAUUUAUUGUCAAAGACUUUAUCUAUCAUAAGCAAGCAAACACUGGUCUACUGAUGGAAGCUGAUGAAGUAAAUUUGUAAUUUGUGGUAUUUGUUUGGAGAUGAAGUAAAUUUGUAUCCAUUUCAGUAUUCCUCACACAUAAUGUUUUAAAUUUUUUACCUAGGAUUUGUUCGAAUUAUUUAAAUGUAUAAUUUAAAUUUAUGUUCUGUGCAAUAAUAGUAGCCAUCUACUUCUUAGGGUAUUAUUAUAAUAUUCUAGUGUUUUAUUUAUUGAAUUAUCAAUGGAAAAUGUCAUUUUAAUUAAUAAUAGGGAAAAAAAUAAAUACUGUAAUAAUAAAA